AUGAGUGAGUCAUCAUCCUUUCACUCAGGGAAGUUAAUUUCAUUAGCCCGGUCAAUCUCCGGGCUGGGGCUGGAUGCUGCGAAUGGAGGCCCUAUCAACCCCCCCGACGAUGACGAGCCUCCCCCUCCGGUGUCUGGCAUUGAGCUGGGCCCUGGGCUGUAUUUUGCUGAUGGCCGGAGGAAGGUGGACUAUGUUCUUUGCUACAAAUGCAAAAAGCGGCGGGAAUCCAAGUCGCGCCUUUCUAUCGCAUCCAAUGGAAGUCUGCCAAUACUGGUAGCUGGUCGACGCAACACUGAGGCAGAGAUUGGGGAGAUAGGGAUGGGGGCAGGGGAUGGAGAGGAGUCGAAGCUUACCGAGCAGGAGAAGGCGGUAACGAGGCAGGAGUUCGAGGCCGGGCUGCUGGAAGCCGGACUACAGAUAGAACGGGAUAAAGAGAGGUCGCAUGGUAUCAGCUUUAUUCGCCUGCACGUACCUUGGCCAAUACUCAGCAGAGAGGCGGAACUUCAGAAGAUUAAAGUUGCUGUGAAAAAGAAGUGUGAACUGCGGAAACCCACCGGCAUUGCUGGUGUAUGGGAUGUCUUGAUGAACACGAUCAACAAGCCGUUCCAAGCAGACGUUCCUGAUGUUGACACCCACAGAGACUCGCAGACACGCGCCCGCUUCAAGACUCUCAAACAUCCCUUCAUCAGAGAAAAGCUCCACCUGUACGAUAUCAAGUCAGCAGAAACCCUAUUCGACAAUGCCACCCGCAGCAGGAUAGUUGCUGAGAUUAUUUCACGCACAACGUGCACACAAACUUGCCAAACUACUGGCAUCACCUCACUGUUGGCGCGAGGUGUCUAUGACUCUGCCUUCUCUCUGCACGAUGGAUCGUUCACGAGAAGGGGACGGAGAGAUCAGCGAAACGACAGACAGCUGCUUCAUGAAGAAUGGGCCAACUAUGGAGUCAUGCACAAAUACCAGCCUGUGGACCUCAUCAGGAAGUACUUUGGAGAACAGAUUGGAUUGUAUUUUGCCUGGCUGGGUGUCUACACCCAGCUCCUCAUCCCUCCAUCUGUACUAGGAAUUAUUGUCUUCCUGUACGGUAUAUUUACUGUUGACACCAAUGUGCCCAGUCAGGAGACAUGCGAUGACAGUCUGAACAUCACCAUGUGUCCACUGUGUGACGCUGUAUGCGACUACUGGCAUCUGAGUUCGGUGUGCUCGCUGGCCAGAGCAUCAUACCUGUUUGAUAACGGAGCCACCGUCCUCUUUGCUAUUUUCAUGUCCCUGUGGGCUGCCUGCUUUCUUGAGCACUGGAAGAGACGGCAGAUGUGUCUGAAACAUUCUUGGGACCUUACAAGCCUGGAGGAUGAGGAGGAGCGAGUCCAGGAGGAGCUCAGGCCUAACUAUGAAGCUGUGUUACACGAGAAGAAAAAUAAGAUUAGAGCAGAGAUUAAAAAGAAGUUGGAGCAGAACAAGGAUGGUGCAGAUGGAGAACGGGAGCAGAUGCUGUCCUCCCAGCAAGAGCCGGAGUCCCUAGAAAUUGAGGAUCACCUGUCCGGUUACCUCGUCAACAUAUCCACCCUGCUACUACUGGUUGGCGUUACUUUCUCGGCCGUCUUCGGGGUGGCGAUGUAUCGUAUCUGCAUGUUGACAGUUUGGUCCAUGAACCCGGACCCUGAAGCCAAGGCCAGCGUGAGGAUGACGGUCACCACCACGGGCAUCAUCCUCAACAUGCUGGUGGUUCUAGUCCUGGAGGAGGUCUACGGAGCAAUCGCUGUCUGGUUGACUGAGCUUGAACUUCCCAAGACAGAGGCAGAGUUUGAGGAGAGGCUGAUCUUUAAGUCUUUCUUUCUCAAAUCCAUGAAUGCCUUUGCACCCAUUUUCUAUGUGGCCUUCUUUAAGGGCAGGUUUGCCGGACGGCCUGGGGACUAUUUUUACAUCUUUGGAGAGUAUCGCAUGGAGGAGUGUGCUCCACCAGGCUGCCUCAUUGAGCUGUGCAUCCAGCUCAGCAUGAUCAUGCUAGGGAAGCAACUCAUCCAAAACAAUGUGUUUGAGAUUGUUAUACCUAAAUUAAAAAAGAUAUACAGAACAAUACAGGAGGAAAAGGGAAAUAAGGACACGUCCGAUAACGAGGAAGACGAAAACAAGAGGCCGAAGCAGCAGUUUGACAAAGAUUUUGCCCUGGAGCCUUUUGAAGGCGUGACCCCGGAAUACAUGGAGAUGAUCAUCCAGUACGGAUUCGUGUCUCUGUUUGUGGCCUCCUUUCCUCUGGCGCCGGCGCUGGCUUUGCUCAACAACGUAAUCGAGAUCCGCUUGGAUGCCGCGAAAUUUGUCACGGAGAUCCGCAGGCCCGACGCCGUUAGGUGUAAAGACAUAGGGAUUUGGUACAACAUACUCUGUGGAAUCAGCAAGUUCUCUGUCAUUACAAAUGCAUUUGUCAUCUCCUUCACAUCAGAGUUUAUUCCCCGCAUGGUUUACCAGUACAUGUACAGUGUGGAUGGCACAAUGAAUGGCUACACAGAACACUCACUGGCCUACUUCAAUGUCAGCAACUUCCAGUCGGGGACUGCGCCCAUUUCCACACUCAGCACCGGAGUCUCUGUGUGCAGGUACAAGGACUACAGAGACCCGCCGUGGGUGCCAGAUGCCUACACUUUCUCAAAACAGUACUGGUCUGUCCUUGCUGCAAGACUGGCCUUUGUUAUCUUCUUCCAGAACCUGGCCAUGUUCCUUAGCAUGCUGGUAGCAUGGAUGAUCCCAGAUGUGCCACGGUCUCUGCGGGAGCAGCUGAAGAAGGAGAACAUGUUGCUGAUGGAGUUUCUGUUGAGUGAAGAGCAGGAGAGCCGCGCCAAACCUCACUCUUCACAGCGGCCCGCCCCAUGCUGCCCCGCCAACAUAGACAUUGUGGUGGAAGCGCCGGCAGAAGAGGAAGAGGGAGGGGAAAGGGAGGGUGAACGAGAGGUGGCGGUGGAGGGGCUGGAGGUUGAUAUAGGUCUGGAUAAGACCGGCGACAGGGAUCCAGAGCUUGGGAAGUCAGUUGACAUAGAAAAAGAUGCAGGACUGGGAGGAGGUGGUGGAGGAGAAUUGGGUGAAGAAAGUGAUGGCGAAGUGAAUGAGGAGGAUGGUAAAGAAGAGAAAGAGGAAGAAGAAAACGAGGGAAAAGGAGAAGAAAAAGAAGAAGCAAAGGAAGAAGCAAAGGUAGAUGAGGUGGAAGCCGAUCAGGGGGAGAUUGUUUCCAUUGACCUGGACUCCUUCAUGGAAGAGCUGGGAUUGUUAGAUGAGAAGCCAUCAUCCAGCAAGGCUCGAGAUAUGGAGCUGCCUGACUUUGGCUCCAGACACAGUUUCGACAAGGACCGAGAUUCCCCAGCAUAUCCGGACCUGCCAUCAAAAAGAGGCUCAUCCCAGAGUCUCAUGGGCUCCACUGAAGAGACCAAGGCCUCAGAUCCCCGGCUCUUCUCACUAAUAGGGCCCCCUCCCAGGGACCCCAUCUCCAGAGUCAAAGCCCGCUGCUCCACCCUGCCUUCCCGACAAAGAGCUGCUGAAGCUUGCUACAGCUUGCCACGCCCAAGUCACUCCACCAGCCUCACAAAGUUUCAGCGGCUGACCCCACACUCUCCUCUUGUUCCUUUAUGCUCUUCAGCAGCCGUCUCAUCUGACCCCCUCCCCCACCCACAAACACCGGUGUCAACCACAUCUCCACAACCCACACAGACCCCACCUUCCAACUCGGAGCUCUCCCAUUCCAAAGCCCCCUUGCCGAGUGAACUCUUUAUGCUGAAAGGCCCUCCACCCCAAGACCCACACUCCAGGGCCAAAGGCCGCUGCUCCACCUUGCCUGCCCGUCAAAGAGGCCCCGGGGCCGAGGAAAGCUCUGCCAAACCCAGUCAUUCGACCAGCUUCACAAGGCUGGGAGACCAGGUCCCCCCAUCCCCAAGUGAACUAAAGCGUGACACUCGGGUGUGAGGACAUGGUGAGGUGAUGGAAAUAAAAGGAAGGAGGCACAAGGAGGAGGAGGAGGGGUAUAUGGAUGAGCCUCACCCUUCUUUUUGCCUGAGGCCUCACUCCUUCCCUUAUGUUUC
Lampris incognitus (smalleye Pacific opah) is the source of this 4064-nucleotide messenger RNA. RefSeq names its product anoctamin-1 (gene ano2a). The record is from RefSeq and is a predicted model, not a curated record. Gene Ontology annotation, molecular function: chloride channel activity; protein dimerization activity. The coding region runs from base 1 to 3948 and encodes 1315 amino acids. NCBI's taxonomy places the organism in Eukaryota, Metazoa, Chordata, Actinopteri, Lampriformes, Lampridae. The transcript has 27 exons. Gene Ontology annotation, cellular component: plasma membrane. Gene Ontology annotation, biological process: chloride transmembrane transport.